UGCAUUCUAAUUAAAGACAUUAUCAUCUUCAUUCACAUUUUAGAUUCGACCACACAGUUUUCUUCUUUACAGCCCAUUAAACAAAUAAAUAAUAAUUAAUUUUAAACUUUGAUGCGUUAAUAAAUCUUUUUAAGUAAGUGUGGCUUAAUCUCCUUACCACGUUAAAAUGGUCUGUACUUGAUUUGCUCCACGCGCUUCCGUCACGUGAUUUAAAACUCAUGGCGGAGGAUCGAAGUAACGGCGCCGUCCACUCUGUCUUCAUGCCGUCGAAGCUGUCUUUACACAUUCCCCUCAGGCCACGUAGCUCGUUUCACUCUCUCUCGUUAUUAUAUUGCCCACACAUAUAAUGCUACCAGAAUCUGUACGUUACUAUAUGUGAGGAUAGUGUGUUAAAUGCAACAAUUAACUCAAAAUAAACUCUGCAAUUAAGUAACAUUAUCAAUAACUUAAUGCUAAUGAACAUGCAGCUGUUGGCAGCUGUUCUUCAAUCACAGGAUGAUAUUGCAUUGAACGCAAUACCAUGCUGAUUUUUUUUUUUUUUUUGUAACUUGGCUUAAUACCAUGCUGAUUUGGGAUAUUAUACACUACAUUUAAACUACUUUCUCCCUUCCUAAAAGAUUACCUUUCUUAUAAAAGAUUAUUAUGCAUAUUAAAAAUAUAAUAACUAUUUACAAUGAUUUUAUUAUUUAUUUUUACUAUAUAUUUUUCAAUAUACAUUUAAUCAAAUCAUAUGUAAAACUUCUUAAUAUCAAUCAAUGAAAGUACUUUAAAAAUCUAGAAAAUCUACAUUUGUGAAAAAAAGAAAAAAAAACUAUAAAUUAUAGUAACUUUUAACAAUUGAGAAAAUAUAUAAUAAGGAAUAAAAAAGAUCUACAUCAUAUGCUUAAAUUUUUAUUUGUUUCCUUUUAUAAUAAAAGUAUGGUUAUCCUUGGUAUGAAUCAUGCUAAAUAUACUCAAAACGCAUAUUAAGUGACGUCUGUAUGUCAUCAUAAUAUUCAGGCAUCUUGAGUUUCGAAACUGCUAUAACACAGAACACAAAUAGUAAUCUAAACAUAAAUAAAUAUUAUUUUGAUGACAGAAAAAAAAAACAUAAAUAAAGUGAAAGAUAAGCUUAAAGUAGUGACUCUUAAUUGGACAAAAAGAAAUCAAGAAAAAAAAUGUAUAAAGAAUGUCGUCUCCGAGUUUGAACCAAAACCCAUGCCAAAGUCACAUACACACACUUCAACUUACCCAUAACACAUACACACAUAAAUGAAUUUGUAUACUACUAUAUAAUAAGCUUCUUAUGAGCCAUUUGCUUAAAACAAUUCAAAACCUCUAAAGAUCAUUUCUCCAAACUCGCUAACCUCAUACCUACUGUUUUUUUUCAUUUCCUCUGUUACCAAUGGAUAUUAUUACUUGGACAAGAGGACCAAUCAUCGGUCGAGGCUCCACAGCCACCGUCUCAAUAGCAGUUUCAAACUCCGGUGAGAUGUUCGCCGUCAAAUCAGCCGAUUUCUCUUCUUCAGCGUUCUUGCAGAACGAGCAAUCGAUUUUGUCUACAUUGAGCUCUCCACACAUAGUCAAGUACAUAGGCUCUGAUGUAACACCGGAGAAGGAAGGAUUGGCUUACAAUCUCCUGAUGGAGUACGUUUCCGGCGGGAGUCUUCACGAUUUAAUCAAAAACUCCGGCGGGAAGUUGCCGGAGCCGGCGAUCAGAUCAUACACGCGUCAGAUUCUCAGGGGUCUGAGUUAUCUCCACGAGAGAGGGAUUGUUCACUGCGACUUGAAGAGCCAGAACGUGCUGGUCGAAGAAAACGGCGUCGUAUGUAAAAUCGCUGAUAUGGGUUGUGCUAAACCGGUUUUAAAGUCUGGAUUUUCCGGUACACCGGCGUUUAUGGCGCCAGAGGUUGCUCGCGGCGAAGAACAGAGGUUUCCAGCCGACGUGUGGGCGUUAGGGUGUACGGUGAUCGAGAUGAUGACCGGGGCAAGCCCUUGGCCGGAGCUAAACGACGUCGUUGCUGCAAUGUAUAAGAUUGGAUACUCCGGCGAGUCGCCGGAGAUUCCUGAGUGGAUAUCGGAGAAAGGUAAGGACUUUCUGAUGAGUUGUUUGGAGAAUGAUCCGAAACAGAGAUGGACGGUGGAAGGGUUGCUUAAACACCCUUUCCUCGACGAAGACGAAGACGUAGAAUCUCAUCUGCAGAGUUCGUCUUCUCCGAGCACUGUGUUGGAUCAACGGUUUUGGAACUCAUGCGAAGCUUCGGAAAGUCGCUCGCUUUCGAUGGAUCACGAAUACCCUUUUGCUGGUUACUCGGGUGCUUGGGAUUCACCGGCUGAUCGGAUCGAGCAACUCGCCGGAGAUGAGUUUUCAAGCGUUCCGGAUUGGGAUACGGUAGCUGACGGCGAGUGGAUUCAAGUGAGAGGCGACGUUCUUCAAGACGCGGUAUGCGUCGAGGAAACGUCGUCGUCUUCGCAAGAGAUUGAAGUAGUUGACGAAUGGAUAUCGGAUCAAGACAGCUUGUUCUCGGAAUAUUCUCUUGACGGCGUCAUUACCAGUUUUUACUAUAAUGUUUCUAUUCAAAGAAAUGUUAUUGUAUUUUAUUAUUAUCGUGUUGGAGAUCAAAAUGUACCAAUAAAGAAAAUGUUUCGUUAUACCAAUGAGAAUAAGAAAAACAUUUAUCCGUCAAAUUGCAAGCUCUUUCUAAUUCACCAACCAAUUACGAACAACCAUGUCCUAAUAAGUCAUAACAAAUAGUUUUUGAUUGCUCCAUGGAGAUAAAUAUAUAUGAUAUGCUUUUGAACGUUAAAGCUUGAACAUCUUUUAUCCGGUCAGGCUCAGCCAAACCUUUGAUAUCUAGAAGAUGCAAACAAAAUGGUUCUUUUUUUUUUGAUAAAAUACUUUGUCUUUUUGGGGGGUUAAAAUACUAUUUUCAAAGCUCGAAACAGAAGUCUUUGCGUUCUUCUUGGAUGUCAAGUAAAGAAGCAACUUUACAAUAUGAGAUUUGACUAGACAAAAGUAUUUGUCCAAAAAAAAAAGACUAGACAAAAGUCAAAUAUGUAAUUGGUCCAAAAUUUACCUGCAGACGAAGAUCAGAGAAGACCCCGUGUGUGAACACAGACGACUCUUUAGGGGUAUAUAAUCAAAGACAACGUAUGCUUACGACUAAGCCACUCGGUUUCACAAAAGAACCGACUGACAAAUCAUCCCAUACGGUCAAUUUCCACCAUUUAAUUUCUAGAAACACACAUACACCGACACCGACGAUUUCGCCGGUCUUGAUAGUUGAUAGUUCUACUAAUGUGUAAAAGAUCAUUUGAAUAUUCCUACUUUUACACCUACACCUAACAAAUACAUUUUGAUAUUUUAAGUCAAUGCCGUACAAUUUAUUAGGUAACGUCUCUAGAAAUUCGUUAAAACAUUAUAUUACCCGUACUUAUCCAAGUACAACGAUUUAAGAAUACCAUUUUAAAUAAAAUAAAAUUUGGUCGACAGAAACUCUUAUGAUCAGAAUAGAACAGUUACUUUUUAUCAUUCAUUAUCUAUCUAUUUUUUUAACAUUCAGAUUAUCUAAACUAUUGUUUUUUUGGUAAAAAUAUCUAAACUAUUGUUCUAAUAACAUAAUAAUAUUUCACACAGUUUCUUUCUUUGGGUUUUACUUCCACUAAUGUUGGAUAGAUCUCACUAAGUGCCAAGGUCCAGGAGCUGACUCGGCCCGAUCCUAAAACUGAGCCCAAGACAGGAGCGACGCGACGCGGCCCAGAAAAGAAAGCAAGACCCGCGCCGAAUGACAUCAUCACAUCGGGGUAAACG
Brassica napus (rape) is the source of this 3790-nucleotide messenger RNA. Its product is annotated as mitogen-activated protein kinase kinase kinase 18-like. Gene Ontology annotation, molecular function: protein kinase activity; ATP binding. NCBI's taxonomy places the organism in Eukaryota, Viridiplantae, Streptophyta, Magnoliopsida, Brassicales, Brassicaceae. The transcript has a single exon. Bases 1385 to 2734 code for a protein of 449 amino acids. Gene Ontology annotation, biological process: protein phosphorylation. The record is from RefSeq and is a predicted model, not a curated record.